GUACCCGGAAUGGCCGCAAUUCUGCACAGGUAAUAACCCAUAACUUCCGAGAAGUCUAAAAGUCCAGCAUUAUUUUACCACCACCGCUACGUCCUGUUCAUUUCCAACCAUCAUGCGGUGCGUUCUACAACUUCUCUGCCUUUGGCUUUGUUCCGCCGCAUCGGUAGCGUUUUCGAGGAAACCGGUGGAAGUCAACGUUGUCCCAACAGAAGGCAAUGCGAUUAUUGAAGAAAUUACUACAAAAAAUGCCACAAGGACAACAACUGUGACCACUGGACAUUCGCACUACGUCGAGUGUCCUGCAGAGUAUGAUGGCUACUGUCUGCACGGUGGGACCUGUUUCUACCUGCCGGACCACCCGGACCCUCAUCAGCGGCCGCUCUGUCGCUGCACCCCUGACUACGUGGGAAACCGUUGCCAGAACGGCAAUAUCCACCUCCGACGGGGCAUGGUGGCAGGUCGGAGUUCAACGGCUAACAACACUGUCAUCAUCGCUGCCGUGUCCUCCAGUGUACUGUCUGUGCUGGUUUUGCUGGGGGCUGCUUACCUGGGCUGGAGGCUGUACCGUCGUAGAGCUGUCUACAACAUUCGGACACCUGGUGAGUCUGGUGACAAAACCGAAUACGGGAGCACAGCGGCUCUGAACUGAUGACGCACAGCGAGCUACUAUUGGCGAGGAGAACUGACAUGUCUGAUGGCAUCGACAACAACUGGGCCAUAUUCGUACAAUAAAGCCUGACUGUGUGGAUAUGUGUGUGGUUUACCUGGGCAGGUUCCAUGUUGUUUUAAAAUUACUUAUAGUAAGAUGUGUAAAUAAAAGAACAUGAACGGUGUUAUAAGUCAUUGUAGAUUUUAUUCAAAAAUAUUACGUCAUAGCGACGUAUCAUGUGUCAGUAGAGAGUACAUUUAUGUUGAUUUAUAACUUUCAAAUAUAUACAGAUCAAUUAUCCGCCA
Branchiostoma floridae (Florida lancelet) is the source of this 954-nucleotide messenger RNA. RefSeq names its product pro-neuregulin-1, membrane-bound isoform-like. The record is from RefSeq and is a predicted model, not a curated record. Gene Ontology annotation, biological process: positive regulation of mitotic nuclear division; epidermal growth factor receptor signaling pathway; positive regulation of cell population proliferation. The coding region runs from base 113 to 649 and encodes 178 amino acids. The transcript is spliced from 4 exons. NCBI's taxonomy places the organism in Eukaryota, Metazoa, Chordata, Leptocardii, Amphioxiformes, Branchiostomatidae.